GUGGCACUGCAGGGUCGGGUGGCUGUUUAUAAACGGCCUCCCCGCACCCUUCUUGUGCGCGAUUCCCGGGACACAGUGCAACACCGAUCGUCGGACGGGACCUCUGUAAGAGGUCUUGAUCAUGUAAUCACUGAUUGGCCAAUCAGUGAUCACAUGCAAAGUAGUAAGCAAGAUCACUGCGUGAGGUCCCAACUCAUAUGAUCAUAUGAUUGGUUAAUCAGUGAUCACAUGAAUAGUCACUUUCUGACAUCAUUGCUUACUACGUGUGAAAUCUGUGCAUGAUCACAGAGGUCACAUGGUAAAAGGCUAU
Messenger RNA from Staurois parvus, 310 nucleotides. NCBI's taxonomy places the organism in Eukaryota, Metazoa, Chordata, Amphibia, Anura, Ranidae. The record is from the annotation of a GenBank genome assembly.